CUAGCUCCGCAGCGUGAGAUCAGCGUUCUGCUGCUCGGUAGAAACAAACAUUUCCGAUGCUAACUACUACCUGAUUCUGUGAUUCUGACUUCUCUGAGUCACACAAAUAGCUUUACUCCACAAAACCGUCCUUUGUUGAAGACUAUCAUUCGAGCUAUAUAGCACGGAAUCGCACUUUUGGUCAUAUUUGGCUAUUUAUCUGCGCUAGCUAGCAAAGGUUAGCGCGUUAGCUAACAUUCAACAACAUGAAUAUCGACAACGUUAAUCAGUCUGUCACAACUGGAGUGUCAUCUACGACGUCUUCAACUUCAAGCAACUGUAUCGUAAAUGAUAAUGCAACAACCAACGUCAGCAGCAUCCCUUCGGUCACGAGUAAUGUUUCAGCCUCUGCUGCCAUGGUGACACCAUCAGCAGACACAUCUGUGUCCAACGGUGUCUAUGUUCCUGGUGGCAUCACCAAUGGAGAUGUGAAGCCUGCCAUCUCUACCACACCCUUGGCAGAUUUCCUCAUGCAGCUGGAGGAGUACACUCCCACAAUUCCUGAUGCAGUUACAGGCUAUUACCUCAACCGGGCUGGCUUUGAAGCUUCUGAUCCAAGAAUAAUCCGCCUGAUCUCGCUUGCCUCUCAGAAGUUCAUCUCAGACAUUGCCAAUGAUGCCUUGCAGUACUGUAAAAUGAAGGGGACAGCCUCAGGUAGCUCGAGGAGUAAGACUAAGGAUAAGAAGUACACUCUGACUAUGGAGGACCUGACUCCUGCCCUCACAGAAUACGGCAUCAAUGUCAAGAAACCAUAUUACUUUACAUAAAACUGUCUUUCUUUAAAGACUUUUUGCUUUUGCUAGUUUUAUCAUCUUCCCCCCCACCCACCAGAGUCUGUUGACACCUUUAUUGCUUUUUUUUUUGAUCACGGUGUUUUAGUACAGUAUUGACACAUUUAUGUAGUCGCUCUGCCAUUUGUUAUUUUUGUGGAGCAACAUUUGCAUUACGUAAAUUGUAAAAUAAGUUUUAUUG
Molecule: messenger RNA, 1011 nt
Organism: Acanthopagrus latus (yellowfin seabream)
Lineage: Eukaryota; Metazoa; Chordata; Actinopteri; Spariformes; Sparidae
Gene: taf10
Product: TAF10 RNA polymerase II, TATA box binding protein (TBP)-associated factor
Exons: 5
Coding region: 246-806 (186 amino acids)
Biological process (GO): transcription initiation at RNA polymerase II promoter
Cellular component (GO): nucleus; SAGA complex; transcription factor TFIID complex
Molecular function (GO): promoter-specific chromatin binding; RNA polymerase II general transcription initiation factor activity
Source: RefSeq, a predicted model, not a curated record